CCCCCUCGGCCACCCGCCCCUGACUCUCCCCGCUCUCUCACACCGUGCAGUCGGGACCAGAGGGAAGGCAUGGAGACCGAAGGGAGCCAGAGCAGCCUAUCGUCCGUGGACUCCCCCCACGACCCCUGCAAAAUGUUCAUCGGCGGCCUCAGUUGGCAGACGACGCAAGAGGGUUUGAAGGAGUACUUUUGUAAGUUCGGGGAGGUGAAGGAGUGUAUGGUGAUGCGAGAUCCAGUUACAAAACGAUCAAGAGGCUUCGGGUUUGUCACAUACGUAGACCAGGCUGGAGUGGAUAAAGUUUUGGCGCAAACCAGACAUGAACUGGAUUCAAAAACGAUUGACCCAAAGGUGGCAUUCCCUCGCAGAGCUCAGCCAAAGUUGGUGACCCGGACGAAGAAGAUCUUUGUCGGGGGUCUGUCCGUGAACACCACCAUCGAGGACGUGAAGCAGUACUUCGACCAGUUCGGCAAGGUCGAUGACGCCAUGCUCAUGUUCGACAAAACGACCAACCGGCAUCGAGGUUUUGGGUUUGUGACGUUUGAGAAUGAAGAUGUAGUGGAGAAGGUGUGUGAGAUCCACUUCCACGAGAUCAACAAUAAAAUGGUGGAGUGUAAGAAGGCCCAGCCCAAGGAAGUGAUGUCACCGACUGGCACAGCUAGGGGGCGGGCCCGGGUCAUGCCUUAUGGGAUGGACGCUUUCAUGUUGGGGAUCGGCAUGCUGGGUUACCCAGGGUUCCAGGCGGCCACCUACACCAGCCGUGGGUACACGGGCAUCGCCCCUGGAUACACCUACCAGUUCCCCGAAUUCCACUUGGAGAGGACCCCCCUACUCCCAGCAUCCCACCACCCCGAGAUCACAGCCAUUCCACUGACGGCCUACGGACCAAUGGCAGCGGCUGCUGCAGCGGCUGCAGUGGUCAGAGGCGGUGGGCCCUCUCGUGCGGCAGGCUUCUUGGGCACUAGCAGCCCUGGACCAAUGGCAGACCUGUAUGCAGCAGCCAACCAGGAGUCUGCAGUCAGUAGUUACAUCAGCGCAGCUAGCCCCGCCCCCAAUGCUGGAUUCGGGCAUGGCCUUGGGGGUCCCCUCAUUGCCACAGCGUUCACUAAUGGCUACCACUGAGGAGACUGUGAGAGCCGGAUAUAGGAGGGGGAGGAGCCAACUGCAGUAAGCCAAUCAAAUUGCUGCGUGUCUCUGGCACGAACCAAUUGGCUGCAGCAGCUCUUAACUUGACCCUUGGCUUUUCCCAUCUGGAUGGAAGAUCCAAUGCCCCACCCCCUGUUUCCCACUUCCUGUACUAACAUCACUUCCUGUACUAAUAUCACUUCCUGUUUGACUUUUUUUUUCUUGUCCUGUUCCUCCUGUAAGAUUGUUUUGUUUUUUCCUGCAGUGGGGCUGUUGUACAGCUUCUCUUUCAUAUGAACAAGAAACAAAAAUCUUUUAUAAAAGGAUUUUAUUGUAUUUGGGGGGUGGGGGGGUGGUUUUUUUUUUUCUUGUUUUACAAUUUUAUUUGUUUUUGAUCCUUUUCGAUGUCUUAUUUUUGGUUAAGUAUACAUAUUUGUCUGAUAGUAAAACCAUUGUCACACGGUCACAAAGAGGAGGAGCGGACCCUAUUGCGAUUACUAUUUUUAAUGCGUUUCUCCAGUUACAGAAACAGCUCAUUUGUGCGAUUUGCUGUUUGUGUCACACUGUUGGGUUCUUAAUGAAUUUUAACACAAAAGAAAAUUUGAUUUAAAAUCACAAUCUUUGUUUAACAAAAAAAAAGAUGAAAAAGGAUAAAAUAAAAUGUAUAUUUUGGUAGUUUUUAAACAUAAAGCAUUUGUAAUAAUAAUAUUAAUAAUAAUCAAGAAGGUAUUUUUCAGUAACUGGUUUUGAACAAUGUUUUAUUUCUUCCUGUAAGAUAUUGUACAUAAGACUUAGUGUUUUGAAUUUAGCUGACCGGCGGGGUGGGAGAGGGUGAGUUUAUUUAAACUGGAAAUGCCUGCUUUGCAUAAAACACCCUGAAUUCUGAGAACCCGGUGUGCUCUCACACAGGUGCGAGGCCGUGUGGAGGCAAGUGGGGCUGUUCGCUGAAAAGCAGUCUGAUGAUCAGCAUGUUUAUCUGCUGUUAUUUCUGUACAGGCGGUAACACGGUCAGCAAACCCGAAUAAGGAGAGUCAAUUUCACGUUUCUCUUUGGCAGUCCUUGACCCGGACGCGUGAGGUGGGGCGACGCGUAAGCGUAGGGACCGUUUCCUUUCGUGUGUUUUUCAGAGAACAGCCGCAGGUCGCCUUCAGUGAAGGUGUGCUUGUGUUAAUCUCCUGACCCCCCCCCCCCCACCUCCCACCUCCCACCUCCCACAUUCUCUCUCUCAGAAGACCUGCCCCUGCUGUUCUGACAGAAAGUAGAGGGGAUUCUUUUGAAUGGUGGGAUGGUGCAGGGGUGUUUUUAAUAUCAGAGUGAUAUUGGGACAGUGGGAGGGGUGAGGGUGAGGGGUGCAGGGGGCUUGGCGCUGGUGCUUCCAUCAUUUUGGAAGUGACGGAUUCCUAUCUUUACGGGAUUCAGGAUGAAGGAAGAGGGAAGCGCUCUUACAUUAGUACUUUUUUUUUGUGGGGACAGGGGGUUUGUGUGUGUAUAUUUUUCUGGAUGUUUCUCUUUCUGUUGAUUUUAUUUUGUUGUUGAUAUUUUUUUGUGCCGUUCCGUUUACAGUAACAAUCACUGACUAAUGAAGGACAAACUCGCACAGCAGGGGAUUCUGGGGGCUGUCUCGCCACUGUUCUAAACCGGCUGCGUCCCUCCUCUUUAACUCUGUGAGGCUGGGGUCGUGGUGCGUGUGCACACAUAUAUAUGUGUGUGCACACAUAUAUAUGUGUGUGCACACAUAUAUAUGUGUGUGCACACAUAUAU
This is a messenger RNA of Conger conger (European conger), 2883 nucleotides long. Its product is annotated as RNA-binding protein Musashi homolog 1. NCBI's taxonomy places the organism in Eukaryota, Metazoa, Chordata, Actinopteri, Anguilliformes, Congridae. The transcript is spliced from 15 exons. The record is from RefSeq and is a predicted model, not a curated record. Gene Ontology annotation, molecular function: RNA binding. Gene Ontology annotation, cellular component: cytoplasm. The coding region runs from base 70 to 1119 and encodes 349 amino acids.